Molecule: messenger RNA, 498 nt
Organism: Brassica oleracea var. oleracea
Lineage: Eukaryota; Viridiplantae; Streptophyta; Magnoliopsida; Brassicales; Brassicaceae
Exons: 2
Coding region: 1-498 (165 amino acids)
Source: RefSeq, a predicted model, not a curated record
AUGGUAUCCAACAGCUUCCCAGCAGCUGAACACAGCGUCAAGAUGGUUUCUGAGGAAGUAAGUGCAAUAAUCCAAGGCGAAACCCCGGUCAAGAGACCUGAUCCAGGCAGUUUUGUUCUAGAUUGUUCCAGCGUAAACCUCAUGCCACACUCUAUCGGGAUAUCCCUGGGAUAUGACGAGUUCAAACCUACCAAAAUAACUUUGGUUCUUGCCGAUACAUUCGUUAGAGUACCUGAGGGAGUACUUGAUGACGUGCCAAUAAAGAUUAACGACGGUCACGUGCCUACGGAUUUUGUUGUGCUGAAAUAUCAGAAUGAACCGAAAGUUCCCCUCAUUUUGGGUAGACCAUUUCUAGCUACAGCUGGGGCGAUCAUUGAUGUCAAGGAAGGUAAGAUAUGUCUAAACAUUGGAAACAUUCCGAUGACCUUCAACAUGGAAAGGCUAAUAAGACGACCCUUAAUCGAAAAAAUAAACUUCUUACGUGGACGAUAUCUCUGA